AUGCAACUAUUGGCAUCUGAGUUAGACUUGGAGGCUACAGUAAAUACCGAUUCUGAUGAAACCUUUAAAGCAAGGACAUUAUUGAUACGGGAAGUGCUGAUAUUACUCAAUAGACUCGUGUCAAACCCUGUACAGUCCGCCACUGUUUUGCGAUUGUUAACCAACAACAGGGAUAUGGUCAGUUUAACCAUCGACGUUGAAAACAGGUUGUCCAAAAAAGAACCAAAGCAAAGGCUGUCCGGCAGCAUAACUAAGCAGAUGAGAGAAUCUGAAAUUGUUGAUUUGGGACGAAUGUUCAAGAGAAGGGUUUCUACUUAUCUUGGAGAGUAACUU
Messenger RNA from Hibiscus syriacus, 333 nucleotides. Its product is annotated as protein SENSITIVE TO UV 2-like. NCBI's taxonomy places the organism in Eukaryota, Viridiplantae, Streptophyta, Magnoliopsida, Malvales, Malvaceae. The transcript has 2 exons. Gene Ontology annotation, biological process: DNA damage response. The record is from RefSeq and is a predicted model, not a curated record. The coding region runs from base 1 to 330 and encodes 109 amino acids.